This is a messenger RNA of Arachis ipaensis, 666 nucleotides long. The record is from RefSeq and is a predicted model, not a curated record. NCBI's taxonomy places the organism in Eukaryota, Viridiplantae, Streptophyta, Magnoliopsida, Fabales, Fabaceae.
AUGGGAUUUGGUCAAAGAUGGAGGGGUUGGGUUAUGGAGUGUGUGAGCACGUCCUCUAUGUCAGUACUGAUAAAUGGCUCACCGUCCAAGCCGUUCAAGAUGGAAAGGGGCCUGCGACAAGGGGAUCCUCUAUCCCCUUUUCUAUUCGUACUUGUUGUUGAUGUCCUACAUAGGAUGAUUGGAAAGGCUGUGAGAAACGGUCGUAUAUCGCCGUUGUUGGUUAGGAGAGAUCAUAUUGAGCUGUCGCACCUACAGUUUGCAGAUGAUACUGUCUUAUUCUGCCCUCCUGAGGAAGAGACAAUUAAGAACUAUAGGAGGUUGCUUCGAUGCUUUCAGUUGAUUGUGUUGGGAUGUAAGCAAGCCAAUCUACCAGUUAAAUAUCUGGGUAUCUCACUAGGAGCAAACCCAAGGAUGGUUAAGACAUGGAAGCCAGUAAUAGACAAAGUGGAGGAGAAGCUUAGCCUCUGGAAGGCCAAGAUCCUAAAUAAGGCCGGUGUUGCAGGUGGAAAUGGUCCCGGAGGAUAUAUCAAGCUACAGUUUCACAAGGACUAUUUGGAAAGGCCUGGUCCCUCCCAGAGUAGAGUUGUUUAUCUGGUUUGCCCUGAUUGGCAGAGUCAAUACGAAGGAGAGACUGAGUCAGCUUGGGGUCAUUCACCAAGAAGAUAA